ACAUGGGGGUCGCUGUUCUUUCAUAAUUAUGUGCUAUAAAAUCUACAAGAUCUUUCUUCUUUCUUAAUUAUUCCAUCUUAAUUUUCUUGACAAUACCGUGCAGCUACUGUUAAAUGGGUUCUAAAGCAGGGGCUCUUUUAAUUCUCCUUAAUCUCAAAUUUCUCGCUUGCGUUUCCUCACACAAGGUACCAGCAUGUUCUCCUCCAAAAGUGCCGUCGCCAUCACCUCCCACCGUACCAAAGAAGCAGGCCAAAUGCCCCGCGGAUACCCUGAAGUUUGGUGUUUGUGGCAGCUGGUUAGGGUUGGUUCACGAGGUUGUAGGGACUAAACCAAGCAAGGAAUGCUGUACCAUCAUUAAAGGUGUCGCGGAUCUUGAAGCUGCAUUGUGCUUAUGCACUGCUAUAAAGACUAAUGUACUAGGAGGUGUCAAACUUCAAGCACCUGUUGCUAUUAGUUUGCUUCUUAGUGCAUGUGGGAAACAGGUUCCUGAAGGCUUCAAGUGUGCAUAGAAUCUCUAUCUUUCCCUAUCUAUUGAUCUUUAGUUUCUGAAUUGAAAUAUGUAGGACAAUAUAUUUCCUACUCCAAGCUCUGUUUUCCUUUUAAUAAAAUCCAUGCUAUGCGAUUGUGUUUCCAUUCCUGAUAACAAUGACUUUCAUUUCCACAUUUAAUAGUUUUAUUGA
This is a messenger RNA of Hevea brasiliensis (rubber tree), 680 nucleotides long. RefSeq names its product putative lipid-binding protein At4g00165. The record is from RefSeq and is a predicted model, not a curated record. Lineage: Eukaryota; Viridiplantae; Streptophyta; Magnoliopsida; Malpighiales; Euphorbiaceae. The transcript has a single exon. Bases 114 to 509 code for a protein of 131 amino acids.